AUGCCAAAGAAGUGUGCCAUUUGGCGUUGUGCCUCACGGAAGCAAACAGUGAGGUCAGCGGUUGGGGAGGAUGAGUGCGAGUCUUUUCUGCGCCUUUUCCCCCGCCCCGUGGAGUACGCCGCGAUUCAGAUUGCGUCGCCCGAGCGGCUCCUCGCGCUGGUGCCGCCGGCGAUGCUGGACGGCAAGGAGGUGCAGGCGGCCUUCCACGUGACGACGCUGUUCGUUGGCCGCGGCGGCUGCAGAGACCCGGUGCUGCUGCAGCGGCUGGUGGAGCUGCGAGGCACGCCCAUCCAACUCACGCUGACGUGCGUCGUGUCGGACGCGAGGGGGACGGCGAUCGCGGUGCGCAACGAGGGGGAGUUCCCCUGCCAAAACGCUCACCCACACAUCACCGUCGCGAACGCGCAGGGCGUCCCGGCCGCGUACAGCAACGAGCUGCUGGACGACGCCCGUGCGGACGACCCGUCCCGCACCGUCGCCCGCCUCCCCGCCGGCACCUGCGUCUGCGGGACAUUCGACUUCGUCUUUCGGUGA
This is a messenger RNA of Trypanosoma conorhini, 534 nucleotides long. RefSeq lists its product as uncharacterized. Bases 1 to 534 code for a protein of 177 amino acids. The transcript has a single exon. The record is from RefSeq and is a predicted model, not a curated record. Gene Ontology annotation, molecular function: ATP binding; RNA ligase (ATP) activity. Lineage: Eukaryota; Euglenozoa; Kinetoplastea; Trypanosomatida; Trypanosomatidae. Gene Ontology annotation, biological process: tRNA splicing, via endonucleolytic cleavage and ligation.